AUGACCAUCGCAGAGGAUGGCACUUUCACCUGCAAGAGUGGCCAGGUCACGGACGGCUUGGUGCGCCUACUGUCUGCAUCUGAGCGGAAGAUCAAUCUGAAGAGGACCUGUUGGGAUGCGAAUGAUCACAUUUUCGUGCUGGAUGAGUCCGGCACGCAGAUGACCGGGCGUUGUCCGCAAAGCGGAUCAACGUACACCCUCACGAAGCAGUGA
Molecule: messenger RNA, 213 nt
Organism: Symbiodinium sp. CCMP2456
Lineage: Eukaryota; Dinophyceae; Suessiales; Symbiodiniaceae
Source: the annotation of a GenBank genome assembly